AUGAUCGAUGAAGUGCAAGGGGAUACUUGGGUAGUGGAGAUCAGGGCUCGGUUGAGUGAUGAAGGGUGGGAUGACUGGGUAAUGGAGAUCAGGGCUCGGCUGAGUGAUGAAGGGUGGGAUACUUGGGUAAUGGAGAGCAGGGCUCGGCUGAGUGAUGAAGGGUGGGAUGACUGGGUAAUGGAGAUCAGGGCACGGCUGAGUGAUGAAGGGUGGGAUGACUGGGAAAUGGAGAUCAGGGCUCGGCUGAGUGAUGAAGGGUGGGAUGACUGGGUAAUGGAGAUCAGGGCUCGGCUGAGUGGCGAAGGGUGGGAUGACUGGGUAAUGAAGUCCAGGGCUUGUUUGAGUGAUUAA
Mizuhopecten yessoensis (Yesso scallop) is the source of this 351-nucleotide messenger RNA. RefSeq lists its product as uncharacterized. The transcript has a single exon. Lineage: Eukaryota; Metazoa; Mollusca; Bivalvia; Pectinida; Pectinidae. Bases 1 to 351 code for a protein of 116 amino acids. The record is from RefSeq and is a predicted model, not a curated record.